AUGAUGUUCACCCGCGCCCAGGUGCGCAAGCAGAAGACAAACAGCGCCAGCAGCAGCCAGCGAGCGCGCAGCUCUGGCGGCUCAUCGCGUCUCCAGGGUCAUGAUUUGCGCUAUAAGCCGAGCUCAUCGAGCAGCAGUGGCGCCGGGAGCGGCCUUAGUGGAUCCAGCGCAAGCGGCGUACGGCGUGAUCGUGACCGUGAACGGGAUCGUGACUGUGAUGAUCACUAUAACAAUCACUAUCAUUAUGGCAAGCAGCAUUCCUUUGAGCUACCUCGCCAGCACUCCAAAGAGGAUGCAUACACCCGAGACAGAGACAGAGACAGGGACAGGGACAGAGAUAGAGACAGGGAUAGUGGCGUCGGGGGAGGCAUUGGUGGUACUGGCAGCGGUGGCUACGUAGAUCGUCGCACACGACCGCGCAGCAUUACGAAUCGCCGAGGCGCCAUCAAACACCAGAAAACCCACGAUAUCAAUGGCCAUCGCUUUGUGGCGAAAUUCUUCCGUCAGCCCACGUUCUGUGCGUUCUGCAAUUUGUUUUUGUGGGGCUUUGGCAAGCAGGGCUACCAGUGCAUCAUUUGCCAAACCGUUGUGCACAAGAAAUGCCAUGAGAAGCUGCUCGGCAAGUGUUCCGGCUCCGUCUUCAACUCCGCCAGCACAAUUCUGCUGCGCGAACGCUUCAAGAUCGAUAUGCCGCACAGAUUCAAGCCGCACACGUUUAUGUCGCCCACAUUCUGUGAUCAUUGCGGCUCCUUGAUGGGCGGCUUCUUCAUACAAGGCCUGAAGUGCGAAGAGCCGUACGAGAGCGAAAGCUUGGUUUAG
Drosophila navojoa is the source of this 819-nucleotide messenger RNA. RefSeq names its product Protein kinase C delta (gene Pkcdelta). Gene Ontology annotation, molecular function: protein serine/threonine kinase activity; ATP binding. The record is from RefSeq and is a predicted model, not a curated record. Lineage: Eukaryota; Metazoa; Arthropoda; Insecta; Diptera; Drosophilidae. Gene Ontology annotation, biological process: protein phosphorylation.